CUGUUUGGGCAGGAACGACGCAGCACCGCACUACCCAUAGCCGCGCUUGAAACACUACAUCCCUGACAUUCGUUCGGUUGCAAUACAAACGAUUGUCGUCUUAUCAGCAGUUUCAUCAGGCCGUGUCCUAUCUUCCAGAUACAUUACGCAGUAUCCCAUCCACACAAUGUCCAACGCUCCUCCAUUGCCGACCGCAGGACGUGGGGCCAAGAAGCCCGCGAGCCAGAGGAUUCCCGCCAUAGCUCAGCCAUUCGUGAGUGACAAGGCGCGCAAGCUACUCGACAUCAUCGAGAAGUGGGUGGAUGAGGAGUGCAUUCCCGCCCAGGCCGUUUAUGCCGCCCAGGUCGGCACCGGCGACGAACGAUGGAACGGCUAUCCCUCCGUCCUCGACGAUCUGAAGAAACGCGCGCGGGAGCUCGGGCUGUGGAACAUGUUCCUCCCCCGCAACCACUACUCCAACCUGGCCGAGUACGACCGGUACGGCGGAGCGGGCGGCUUCACCAAUCUGGAGUACGGGCUGAUGGCCGAGUUGCUGGGCCGCAGCACCAUCGCGAGCGAGGCCUGCAACUGCGCCGCCCCCGAUACCGGCAACAUGGAAGUCAUCGCGCGCUACGGCACGGCGGAGCACAAGAAGAAGUGGCUCACCCCGUUGCUGGCCGGCGAGAUCCGCAGUGGCUUCUUGAUGACCGAGCCCGACAAGGCGAGCAGCGACGGCAGCAACAUCAGCCUGAGCAUCCGGAAAGAGGGCAACGACCUCGUGCUCAACGGCAGCAAGUGGUGGAGCUCCGGUGCGGGUGACGAUCGAUGCAAGAUCUUCAUCGUCAUGGGCCUGAGCGAUCCCGACAACCAGGACAAGUACAAGCGGCAGAGCAUGGUUCUCGUGCCGGCCGGUACGAAAGGUUUGAUCAUUCACCGCAUGUUGAGCGUCUAUGGCUACGACGAUGCGCCCCACGGGCAUGCCCACAUCACCUUCGACAACGUGCGCAUCCCUGCCUCCAAUUUGCUGUUGGGAUUCGGACGAGGCAACGAGAUCGCGCAAGGAAGACUGGGUCCGGGACGCAUCCAUCACGCCAUGCGAUCCAUCGGAGCGGCGGAAGUGGCUCAGGAGUGGAUGAUUGCACGUCUUAACGACGAGCGAAAGAUCCCCUUUGGCAAGCCGUUGCGAGAACAUGGCGUGCUCCUCGAGUGGGUGGCGAAAUCGCGGGUCGAGAUCGACUCCUCCCGACUGAUCGUCCUCAACGCCGCCAUCCAGAUUGACAAUGGCGACGCCAAAUCCGCGCUGACGGAAAUCGCCCAAGCCAAGAUUCUCACCCCAACCAUGGCCUGCACCGUCAUCGAUCGCGCGGUGCAAAGCCACGGCGCCAUGGGCGUGUGUCAAGACACCCCUCUGGCCAGCAUGUGGGCGCACAUCCGCACCAUUCGCAUCGCCGACGGACCGGACGAAGUGCACUUGAACCAGCUGGGCCGCAGGGAGACUCGGAACCGAGCGCAAGAAUGCAUUGGGCGGCUCCAAGCGCAAAAGCAGACGUCCGAGGAGCUGUUCCGCCGGUACAGAGUCCCCGACAAGCAGCUCGGUGGAAGCAAAGUGCAGGGAUUCACCGCGAAGCUGUGAGGACUGUGCUUACAUCGUGUCGAAACACCCGUAGGCGCCAGUUGAUAGCGCCUAAAAGCCAAUCUAUCCAUAUCUGCACAACUCCGAGGCAAGACGAUCUACUCCCCUUUGUUCACCAGAUGAUGCGGUUCCACCACCCCUUC
Molecule: messenger RNA, 1755 nt
Organism: Neohortaea acidophila
Lineage: Eukaryota; Fungi; Ascomycota; Dothideomycetes; Mycosphaerellales; Teratosphaeriaceae
Product: acyl-CoA dehydrogenase/oxidase
Exons: 3
Coding region: 167-1612 (481 amino acids)
Molecular function (GO): oxidoreductase activity, acting on the CH-CH group of donors; flavin adenine dinucleotide binding
Source: RefSeq, a predicted model, not a curated record